CCGGCUUUGCACAGGUGUACCGGCUCCUCCCCUCCAGUCUUGCACAGGUGUACCGGCUCCUCCCCUCCAGUCUUGCACAGGUGUACCGGCUCCUCCCCUUCCGUCUUGCACAGGUGUACUGGCUCCUCCCCUCCAGUCUUGCACAGGCGUACCGGCUCCUCCCCCUCCAGUCUUGCACAGGUGUACUGGCUCCUCCCCUCCAGUCUUGCACAGGUGUACUGGCUCCUCCCCUCCAGCCUUGCACAGGUGUACCUGCUCCUCCCCUUCAGUCUUGCACAGGUGUACUGGCUCCUCCCUUUCAGCCUUGCAAAGGUGUACCUGCUCCUCCCCUCCAGUCUUGCACAGGUGUACCGGCUCCUCCCCUCCAGUCUUGCACAGGUGUACCUGCUCCUCCCCUCCACUCUUGCACAGUCUUGCCCUUGUGAAAGGAGACUUUCAGAUUCCAAUAAG
This is a messenger RNA of Staurois parvus, 450 nucleotides long. The record is from the annotation of a GenBank genome assembly. NCBI's taxonomy places the organism in Eukaryota, Metazoa, Chordata, Amphibia, Anura, Ranidae.